UGCAGAUUGUUUCGAUUCGUCACAGCAGUCCAGGUCCAGGAGUAAUAUUGGACCCAAGUAUGCGUAAUAUCCCUUUACAUCCCUUUUUUAUUGGUUAAGUUGACAAAAAUGAAUGUUGUAAUUCAAAGCCAAACCAACACAGUGACCGUUUUGUGAUCUUCGGGAUGUUUAAGGGCAAAAAGGAUGUCUAAACUUGAACGUUUGAAUGCCCGUGUGGCGAAACUGCUGACUGAAGCUGUGCAGGAGGUGCUGGACGUGGUGAAGGAGACUGUGUCGGAGUACCAGCAAAAGACUGCCAGAACACAGAGAGAGAACGAGAGUUUGAAGCGAAGACUGCAGGAGCUUCAGGACAGGUUACCUGAAGAAAGCACAGCAGACCUUCCUGCAAGUGAACCAUUUCCUGAAGAGGAAGACAAUACAGAGCAUCAUGAUCAGGAUUUUAACCUAAUUCAAAGGCCGAAUCAAGAUUUCACUUUCACAGACCAUGGCUUGAAGCAGGAAUUCAAAGAACAGGAGAAUCACAGUGAGACUCAGUCACAAGCUGAACAUUGCAAAGUACAACCAAAGGUGGUGACCCAUAUAAGUGAGACUGCACUGACUUCCCAGACAUCACACAGUACACUCGGAGAUACUAGUGGGGUCUCAUCGAAUGAUGUGUGCAGCUCUCACUCCAGUUCUCCUCUUGGGGUACACCUGGUUGACAUUAAAAGAGAAACGGAGCCAACUGAGUGCACAGUUUUGGGGAAAGCAUCUACUGAAGAAAAAUAUUUUGGAUGUAUGGAUUUAAGUUCUGGUUCUUCUCGCCAAAAUACUUCUGAGCCCCACAAGGAGCAAGUUAGUGGUGAAACUUAUGGACUGGCCUUUGUCCAUUCACAUCACACACACUUGCAUAGGAGGCAGGGUUCAACAAAAGCUGGCAGGGUUGCCUUUGAGGGAAGAAAACUAAGGACAGAUCCCCUCGGGAAAGGUGAUUUGUACUUGUGUGUUGUGUGCGGGAAAACCUUCAGUCGGGUCGGGAACUUAAAAAUCCACCAGCGUUGUCACACGGGAGAGAAGCCGUACGGCUGCGUACAGUGUGGGAGGCGUUUCACUCAGGCAGGAGACCUGAAGAAACACAAGAGGGUCCAUACAGGAGAGAAACCGUACUAUUGCCUCCAGUGUGGAAAGAGCUUCAGUCGAGGAGAAAAUCUCAAAAGACAUCAGAGGAUCCACAUUGGACAGACUUUGCAGUUACAGAAAGCAUGGAGGGAGCAAAAGUAGGGAUUUCUGCAUCUAAUCUAGUGCAACUCCAACAAAUCAGUGCAGCUUCUUAAUUGGUGAUUGAUGAAAAGGGUGUCUUACCUGUCUUUUUUAUGUGUCUUGUGCCAUAAUUAUGGCAGUUUUAUGCACUGUUUUAUGUGCACUGAAUCAGGAGGUCCUCCAAAAGUUAUCAAUUAACCAAAGAGACUGGAAAUUUACAAAUGAAGAUGCAAUGGUCUAAUGAAGCAGCACUUGUAUUGUCUGGAUUCGAAUAUCUGACUUAGAUAUUGAUUUAGUGGACAACAUUUGGCCAAGUCUAGAAUUUCAUAUAUUUAAAUUGAAAAGGGAGUUAGUGUUUUGAAUGCACACACACACACACAGUGAUGUUGGCAGCCACUCAGGUGUUCUAAAUCAAAGUUUUUAUUGUGCUUUUUGUAAAUUUUUAGUUCGUUAAAGUUUUGUGAUUGAUAGCCAGAGCUUUUUUCUAUUAUAACAUUUGUUUUACAAAAAUGAUAUCAUGCUUUUGAGCCAAUAUAGAUUUUUAUCUGCACAGAUUUUUUUACAUGUGAACUUUUGGUCUAAAACGUAGUAAUAGUACUUUCUCUCAGCAAAGCCAAGUUUUCUUUUUCAGUAAUUCAGUAGUAAUGAAUCUUAUUAAGCUGGCUUAUUUGAAUUUCUUCUUAUGGGACCAUGCUGGUAAGUUUGUUUGCUUCUGCUAGGUCAGGGGUGUCAAACUCAUUUUGCUUGGCGGGCCGGAUUUGACCAAUUUUUUUCUCGCGGGCCGCACGCUCAAAAUAACAAAAGCGGUGCGAAUUUUUUUUUUUCUAAUUCUUUUUUUUUUUACUAUUGUUAUCUAAUCCAAUAUCAGUUAAUUUUAAAGGAAAUGUGCACUUUGUUUACACUCUAAUUAUGUAAAAUAUAUUUCUU
This is a messenger RNA of Cololabis saira (Pacific saury), 2166 nucleotides long. Its product is annotated as zinc finger and SCAN domain-containing protein 2-like. Gene Ontology annotation, molecular function: RNA polymerase II cis-regulatory region sequence-specific DNA binding; DNA-binding transcription factor activity, RNA polymerase II-specific. The transcript has 3 exons. The coding region runs from base 184 to 1260 and encodes 358 amino acids. The record is from RefSeq and is a predicted model, not a curated record. Gene Ontology annotation, biological process: regulation of transcription by RNA polymerase II. NCBI's taxonomy places the organism in Eukaryota, Metazoa, Chordata, Actinopteri, Beloniformes, Belonidae.